This is a messenger RNA of Pomacea canaliculata, 3134 nucleotides long. RefSeq lists its product as uncharacterized. Gene Ontology annotation, molecular function: GTP binding. The transcript is spliced from 11 exons. The record is from RefSeq and is a predicted model, not a curated record. NCBI's taxonomy places the organism in Eukaryota, Metazoa, Mollusca, Gastropoda, Architaenioglossa, Ampullariidae. The coding region runs from base 139 to 2145 and encodes 668 amino acids.
CCUUACUCAUCGUUAUCGAAGUGAGAGAGCUGUGGUAUGAGAGCAUAAUGAUCCAAUGACAAUAUUAGCUGCACAGUAAGGUUGACGAAACUGCCAAAUUCAGCGAGUCACCUCGAAAAACCUUAAAAGGUGUUUGCGAUGGAUACGUUUUCACUGUCAUUUGCAGUGGUAUUCACAGCAUGUUUCUCACUCGGAGUGGUCUGUGGUCAAGGCGCAGAACUGGAAAUCGUAAAGUUUGAAGAAGACAGAACCGUCAAUCUCACAAUUCAUUUUGACCAGUUAGCCACUGAACUGCAAAAUGAUGAUUAUUAUGUCAUCGAGGUACGAACUAGACUGAGUGAUGGCAAAGUUGAGUACGAUGGGAGAGUUGUUCGAUGGAAUAACACCUGUACAGUCACAUACCAGAAGUCAGUACGUUGUGUCACUGCAAUAGGACCACUCGAGCUCUACAAGAAAAUAAACAAUUCACACUUAGAAAUUGAGUGGUCCUGGACUUGGAAAGACAACAAUUCAGGAAGAUUAAAAACUAAUAAAUGGAAAAGGAAACUUCAGGAUAUGCAUUAUUUCAACAACGACACAACUUUGAUGGAAUUCGUAACAGAUGAAAUGCUGUUUGCUGCUUCAACUGUAAAUAUGGCAUCCUUACUGGGAUGCGUAGUGGCAGCAAUCGUAACAAUAUCCUUACUUUCAGAGGCAUUUAAAAAAUGGAGGAAAUUGGUAUCUAUACCUUCUGAAGGCGAGUCACAAGAAACACAUAAAGAGGCUUUACCUGAGACUGAACCUAAAGAGAUUGAUUUUGAAGAAAGCCAACAAAUGCUCAGGAAAAACUGCGAUGAAGAGCUGAAGGAAACAAGCAAAGAUGCAGUAACUGAAGAAGAACCUAAGCUAGAGUCCGUAUCGGAAGACAUAACAGAGCCACCCGAGGUGCCAGAUGCAUCUACGGACUGCUUAUCUGAAAAAUCCGAACAGCAACUCCGAUUUCUGCUGGUGGGUAAGACCGGUUCUGGGAAAAGCUCAACUGGGAAUACAAUUCUGGGCAGCAAACGGUUUGACACUUCUAUUGGAUUUAGUUCUGUAACAACAGAGUGUCAAACGUAUGGUGGGGAUGUUGGAAAGUGGAACGUUGAGAUCACAGAUUCACCAGGUCUGUUCGACACAAGACUUACAGAAGACAACAUUGCAAUAAAGAUUGUGCAGGCCGUUGCAUGCUUACACCCGGGUCCCAGUGCUUUCCUCUUCGUAAUAAAAAUUGGCCGUUUUACCCCGGAAGAAGAAGCUACCUACAGACGACUGAAGGCGAUAUUUGAUGAAGAUGUCACUAAACACACGGUCGUUGUGUUCACUGGAGGAGACUAUCUGUUGGAGGAGAAAACAACUAUUGGCAAAAUGAUCGAAGCAGCGCCCCCUGGAUUUAGAGACAUUUUAAAAGCCUGUGGAGACAGAUAUGUCGUCUUCGACAACAAUGCAGCAGACAAAAAUCCUCAGGUUAAUCUUCUUCUUGAGAUUGUAGAGAAAAUGGUAGAAGAAAACAGCAGUCCACGGUACGUCUGUCCCAAAUACAUGCAAAUAUCAAAGCAAAUAGAAAAUGAAAUUCAGAAAAGACUUUUGGCUGUACAACAGAGAGAAGACGAGCACAAACUGUACAUUAGAGAGCUGAAGAAUGUAAAUAAAUCAUUAAUAGAAAAAGCCAGAAAGACUGAAACUGAAUUUAAAAAACGUGAGCAGCAUUUAAAAGAAAGCACGGAGAACAAAAUAAAGGAGUUAGAAGAAAAACUAUAUCAAAAUAUCCUAAGUGGUGGGGACAUGGAAAAAGACAUGAAAAAGAUAGUUAAAGAAAACGAACAGCUGGCGAAGGAACUCAAGGAAAUGCAAGAAAAAGAGCAACAACAAUUAGAAAAAAUUGUAAGGAAGGCGAACGAAGAUAUUGUUAAAAGUUUUGGAGAGAUGAUAGAUAAGAGGUUGAAGAUGGAUUAUUUGAUAAGGACAGACUUCAGAAACAGAAGUGCUCGACACGAAGAAGGAUUUCUUUAUGGAUUAAUAACUGCUGAAUUUUCAAAUAUGAUUUCCGGUAUCUGGAAAAAGAUUCGCAGUAUUAGUGAUCCUGGUUGUGAUAGUGAUCGUGAUCAUGUUAAGGAAUUAAACUAGCAGAUGUUAAUAAAGAGGUGUCUUUGGUGUGGUUUGGUGUGAGUUGGGGUCUGUUUAAAUAAACUGAACCUCAACCUCUGAACAUUACUUACUUUUUUACCAAAGACUUACCAAAGUCUCUAAUUUAUCAUGUUCCUUCCACCGUGCGUUUUUAUAAUGGUAAUAUAAUGAAAAAAGUGGAUCUACAGUUGAUGUGCAUGAUGUCUUUGUAUUUUUCUUUAGAGUUGACUAUUUUCAGUAUCAAACAGGUACAUUCUACCCUGAUCAAAACCCCUUUGUAAAUGUUUAUAAAAUGGUUAAAUGCUAUCUAGGUAUGUGUGUACUUUUUUUAUCAUCAUCAUCAUCAUCAUCAUCAUCAUCAUCAUCUUGUUUCUUUUGUAAAUAUAUUUUUGCAUGACAGAGGUAAUGGUAGUACAAGCGAUUACUUGUAACAAUUUGCUAAGCUGACUGAUUUUUUAAAGGGCACUUAAAUUGUUAAGCUGAAAUAUUAUUUUAAUGGCUGUUUAAAUCCUCUACCUCGAUAUUUACUUUAUAACGUCAAUACGUCGUUUAUUAAAUAUAAACAAUACAUUUACUUUGUGUAUUUGUUUACUUGCAAUAUUUGUCAUGCAACUUGUUAUUUCCACUAUUUCUGGUAUAGAUGUAACAUAGAUAUCUAUAACUUCUUUCGUCUGGGCAUGAGUCUUCAACUUUAGUUUCUAAAACCUAUGAUAUUUUUAUCUGAUUGAAUUGUGGUAAAAAAAAUUUCUCUUCUGAUUUACGUUAGUUAUAGUAACUAAUCUCGUUGUUACGUGUACAGAAAAAUGUGUAAAGUUUCUUUUAAAGUCGAUACUGAAAUAAGUGGUAUAUUCCACGCUAAAAUAUACACAUAAUGCUCAAACUGUUGUACAUGUUGAGAAAAACUACAACGUUUUGCGUUAUUGCGGUUUGUGAUAAACUACAGCUGUGAUUUUGUGAAUGUGUAUUUUGUGAGAAAAUAAGAAUUCAGA